Messenger RNA from Fragaria vesca subsp. vesca, 741 nucleotides. Its product is annotated as protein NDR1-like. Bases 1 to 741 code for a protein of 246 amino acids. Lineage: Eukaryota; Viridiplantae; Streptophyta; Magnoliopsida; Rosales; Rosaceae. Gene Ontology annotation, biological process: defense response to other organism. The record is from RefSeq and is a predicted model, not a curated record. The transcript has a single exon.
AUGGCAUGCGCAGAAGAGCAACACCACCUUCCUCCAGAAUCACCACCACCACCACCACCACAACAGCAGCCACAAAACCACCUUCCGGCAAGCAAAAUGUGCCCGGACCAUAAACACCGGAAAAACAAGGAUGCUUACUCAUCAAACUACCACCAAACCAGUGGCUCCUACAGAGCUCUCUGCACCUGCCUCACCAUCCUCCUCCUCCUCAUCGGCGCCACCGCUCUGACGCUCUGGCUCAUCUACCGCCCCCACAAGCCACAGUUCACCGUCGCCGCGGCCGCUAUCUACUCCCUCAACGCCACAUCCCCUCCCUCACAAAUCUCCACCACCAUGCAGUUCACCAUCGUCACCCGCAACCCUAACCGCAGAGUCUCCAUCCGCUACGACCGUCUCCAGGCUUUCGUGGCCUACCGCAACCAGGCCAUCACCCAGCAGGUGAUGCUUCCCCCGUUAGUGCACGGGCGCCGCAGCAGCGUGGCUGUGUCGCCAGUGCUUGGGGGAGUGGCAGUUCCGGUGUCGAUGGAGGUGAUGAAUGGAUUGGUGAUGGACGAGGCGUAUGGGGUGAUGAGGCUGAGGGUGGUGGUGGUGGGGAGGCUGAGGUGGAAGGUGACGGGGUUGAAUAUAAAGACGGGGCAUUAUGGGAUCUAUGUCAAGUGUGAUGUGUUGGUUGGGUUGAAGAAAGGGUUUGUGGGUCAAGUUCCAUUGCUGGGUACUCCUGCUUGUAAAGUCGAUAUAUGA